AUGACCUGGUUCUCCCGGGCGGCACCAAGCGCCGCCGACCCGAGGGGGAGGCAACCACCCCAGCUAAGGAGGAGGCGCGGGCCGUACCAAGCGCACCCUCGACGCGGGGGGCAACCCGGCGAGCGCGGGCGGAGGAACGCGACGAGCGUCCGCUCGCGCCGCCGCUCUAAAGCUGUGGGCCGUACCACGCGGGAGGCGUGCAAGGGAGCGGGAGAGGGUGGAGCAAGGACCCAAUUGAGGGGGGCUGCCUGCUGGCCGGGCGCGGUCCGCAGUGCUGGCUCGACUCUUGCGACACCAGAAGGUCACACGCCUCACACUUCCACUCCCGCAGGCCUCGGCCCUUUGGCCCCUGGGCCUGGAGCCUCUCCUGACCGGUUGCCUCACCCCGCGUCGAAUGCGGGCAGCUUCGUGGAAUGCAAACUCGCGUCGGAGAUCCUAACGGCCUGGCCCCUGCCUCUUCGGCGCCUUACUCCUUUGAAUCGGCUGGAGUUACCCCCUUUGCGUGGCCCUGAUUCCGGCUUCACUGAGAAAGUGAAAAACAUCCAACUCCAGCACCCUCUGCCACGCUUCUCAAACUUGAAACUAGACAGAGGCAAGACAGAAAAAGUCAAAAUUUCAUCUUUCAGAUUUGAGAAUCUAUAAAA
Physeter macrocephalus (sperm whale) is the source of this 644-nucleotide messenger RNA. RefSeq lists its product as uncharacterized. The coding region runs from base 1 to 642 and encodes 213 amino acids. The transcript has 4 exons. NCBI's taxonomy places the organism in Eukaryota, Metazoa, Chordata, Mammalia, Artiodactyla, Physeteridae. The record is from RefSeq and is a predicted model, not a curated record.